Messenger RNA from Trypanosoma rangeli, 2155 nucleotides. Its product is annotated as putative terminal uridylyltransferase 3. NCBI's taxonomy places the organism in Eukaryota, Euglenozoa, Kinetoplastea, Trypanosomatida, Trypanosomatidae. Gene Ontology annotation, biological process: RNA 3'-end processing. The annotation marks the transcript as partial. The record is from RefSeq and is a predicted model, not a curated record. Gene Ontology annotation, molecular function: nucleotidyltransferase activity. The transcript has a single exon.
AUGCUGAAGCAGAGGAAAAGGAAGCCGCGGGUGCCGGUUGUAAACGUGGAGGCUCCUCCGGCGGUAGCUACUGAGGCACCAAAGGCGGUGAGUCAGGAGCAGGUGGUUGAUGCUGUGCAAACUGAACAGAAUGAAGAUGGGUGCGACGACGCGGGGUCGGUCUCAGCUGCCAGGGAAGAUGAGGAGGAGGGAGAGGCGUCGGCCGACGCCGUGCAGGAAUUGAGGGCGAGUAACGGAGAAGGUCAGGGCUACCUCAGGUGCGAUCUCUGCAAUGAAGUCAUCGACGAGGAAGAACAUUUGCACCACCAGAGAAACCACAUGGCGUUAAUGCACUGGUGUGACCGAGUUCUUUCUGUGUGGGCGUUGAGACUACGCACGACGCCUGUGCCACCAGAGCACUGCAGCGCUCUUGGCCUUUUUGUGCUUGAGAUUGUUUCGGAGCUGGAUAAGGGUCCAGCAGCAUUUGCGUUGAUCCAGCGUGCGUCGGAGCAGCUUAAUGGAGUUGCCCAAAGCGUUUUGCCGAGUGCAACGGUGUUUCUCUUUGGGAGUUGCGUUGCCUCCGGCUCAUGGGAUGGCGUCAGCGACGCCGAUUUCACGGUGCUGGAGCCCUCUCUCGUGAAGCUGUUUGCGGCGGGAGCGUUGGAGCACCCUGACGAGCGGCGACACAUUUUGCGCAUCGCUUCCGCGCUCCGCAAUUCUGGCUUCCUGCACAAUGAGCUGGAAGUUGUCAUCAAGACACGCGUGCCUGUUGUGAAACGGAAUCGAAAGGUGCAGGCUCCCCUGCUUCUUCCGGACGCACAGAAGGGCUACAAGCUUGACUACGUCUUCUUGGAGCCGCAGGACAAUAGGGCAUACAAAGACUUUGUGUGGGAAGCAAGACGCAGAAAUAUUCGGGUGGAUGAGAGCAAUACGAACAAAUUGACGCUGCACUUUCACAGUGCCCUGCAGGCACUGCGGUAUUACCGAACGAGGGUAAGGGGUCUGAAAAACGUGGUGAAAGCUUGGAAGCCGGAUCAUCAGUUGCCGGAUAUCUUUGCUUUAGAUUUUGACAUUAGCUGUAGACCACUGGGGGUGCGCAAUAGCUGGUUUAUGCGGGAGUAUCUCUCACAGCAUUCUGUGGUCCGGGCAGGUGUGGCGUUUCUCAAGCGAUGGAGUAAGCAGUGUGGAAUUAACAACGCUCAGAAGGGUUACCUGACGUCGUAUGCUGUCAUGAUUCUUUGGGUGUAUUACCUGCUGCAGCGUGGCCUUGUCUGUUACGUUGACCCGGUCUCUGUUUCUAUUGUACCGUCGGGUGCCCCGGUGCAUGUGCCAUACAUCCCCCUCCUGGGGGUUGAGGGGGCUGGCGGUGGAUCUAUGGGCAGUGUGUCGAGUUCCCCGGUGUUGGCGGAAUUAAAGGCGAAUCUCGGUGACUGCGUGGCGGGGUUCUUUUCCUUCUAUUCGGAGUUUCCGUGGGACGAGCGUGUGGUCUCGCUACGGUCGCCGAACAGCGACGUGACACGGGAGAGUCUUGGUUGGGUGGAAGCCGCCGAUGUGAUGGCGAAGAGGCUACGAGAUCGUGUCUGGUAUCGCAUGUGCAUCGAGGACCCGUACGAGGAUAACCUGAACCUCGGGCGCCACCUUUCGCCCAACAAGUUCGCCUUUGUGCGUUCACAGUUCGUUGUCGCCCUCGGUUGGGUGAUGGGAGGCCGGCCAGAGCAGCUCCUGCUGGAUACCAGGGCAGUGGCGGACGCCACACUGCGGGCACAUCUGCACCAUCUUGUGUAUGCAGAGGGACUGAAGGCGAUCUCGCUUCCAGAAGCGCGAGACUACAUUCUCUCGCGAGUCGAUGAAGAGACACUGGCCUACUACGAGGUGCAGCACCCCUUCGAUUCCAUCUGUGAGAUGCUGAUGAGCAUAACUGUCAGUGGCAGCAAUAGCAACCGCAGCGGAGACACCCACUCUUCCAAUACCGGGAAAGUGAGCAUUGCUGAUGUUGCAGACGGUGCAGAUGCCAAGGCAGACGGUGCAGAUACCAAGGCAGACGGUGCAGAUGCCAAGGCAGACGGUGCAGAUGCCAAGGCAGACGGUGCAGAUACCAAGGCAGACGGUGCAGAUGCCAAGGCAGACGGUGCAGAUGCCAAGGCAGACGGUGCAGAUGCCAAGGCAGACGGUGCAG